Penicillium malachiteum is the source of this 219-nucleotide messenger RNA. RefSeq lists its product as uncharacterized. The transcript has 2 exons. NCBI's taxonomy places the organism in Eukaryota, Fungi, Ascomycota, Eurotiomycetes, Eurotiales, Aspergillaceae. The coding region runs from base 1 to 219 and encodes 72 amino acids. The record is from RefSeq and is a predicted model, not a curated record.
AUGCGUUUCGGAUAUAUCAUCGCUCUUUUUGCUGCUACUGUCGUCGCAGUUCCUCACAAAGUCGACAAUCAGAAUCACCGAGUCAUGAAGGAUGCCAUGACUACGAGCAUGUCUAUGUCCAUGCCAAUGAAGAGAACUGCUACACCAACUGCUGAAGCAACACCAACCUCCAUGAAGGCUGAUAGCGCCAUGCGAGCUGAGAAGAUGAUGAUGCCGUGA